AUAUCCCAGCGUCGGCGUGGGCGGAGGAUCCGGUUACAGCACUUUGCUCCCAUCAGCCACCCCGCCGAUGAUCAAAGCUGAAGUUGAGGACCGCGGGACAGUCGAUCGGCCGGACGGGUUUUUCCACGUGGAUGACACCUUGUUCUGUGGCUGCAGAGGAGAUAAUACAGGAGAAGGUUACACGGCGUGA
Messenger RNA from Xyrichtys novacula (pearly razorfish), 190 nucleotides. The record is from the annotation of a GenBank genome assembly. Lineage: Eukaryota; Metazoa; Chordata; Actinopteri; Labriformes; Labridae.